Metarhizium brunneum ARSEF 3297 is the source of this 906-nucleotide messenger RNA. It is a transcript of the gene aclA, whose product is annotated as MFS efflux transporter aclA. Gene Ontology annotation, cellular component: plasma membrane. The record is from RefSeq and is a predicted model, not a curated record. Gene Ontology annotation, molecular function: transmembrane transporter activity. NCBI's taxonomy places the organism in Eukaryota, Fungi, Ascomycota, Sordariomycetes, Hypocreales, Clavicipitaceae. Gene Ontology annotation, biological process: transmembrane transport.
AUGAACUCGCACGGAGUCUCUCACCACCCCAUCAUCGGCGGUGCCUUGGCCGAGGUGAACUGGCGAUGGGUUUUCUGGCUGAAUCUACCAGUGUCUGGGGCGUCUGCCUUGGUCAUAUUCUUUCUCUUGCAGGUCAAAACCCGGCGCCGUCAGACGUGGCGCGCCGCCCUCGCUCGCGUGGAUUUCUUGGGCAAUGCCAUCUUCAUGCCGUCCAUGACCAGUCUAUUCUUCGGCCUCAUCAUGGGCGGCACGCCUGGCUACGAAUGGGGCUCAUGGCGAGUCGUUAUGCCCAUCGUAUUGGGCAUCGUUGGCUGGGCCGUCUUCCACGUCCACCAGGCCUCUCGGUUUUGUGCUGAACCUACCAUGCCUCCCCGGAUCUUCAAAAAGUCUACGGGAGUCAUGGCCUUCAUCAUCAUUUUUCUCGCAUCCAUCAUCGUACAAGCCGUCAGUACCUUUCUACCAAUCUACUUUCAGGCUGUCAAAGACGCAACGCCACUCGAGUCGGGCAUCUGCUUCCUGGCCUUUGCCGUCGCCCUCGUGGUAUUUGGCAGUGUAGCAGCAGGUACCUUGGACUCUGGCCGCGGUAAAUGGAUCGGUUACCAGAUUAUUGCUGCUUGCGGAGCGGGCUUCAUCUUCACGGCCUCGCUGCCCUCGGCGCUCGCAUCACUGGCAGAAAAGGAUGUAGCGACGGCUACCAGUGCCUUUGCCUUUGUGAGAGCCCUUGGGCUGGUUUGGGGCGUUACCAUGUCCGCCAUUGUCUUCAAUGGCCAGGUAAACCAUAACCUGCACUACGUGGAUGACGCCAACAUGCGACAAUUGCUGACAGACGGCCGUGCCUACGCAUUCACGUCUGGUUCUGAGAAUGGCGACCUAUCGAUCGCAAAGUUGCCAGAGCCCACCAGGUGA